This is a messenger RNA of Strongylocentrotus purpuratus (purple sea urchin), 3852 nucleotides long. RefSeq names its product sushi domain-containing protein 2-like. Gene Ontology annotation, biological process: proteolysis; cell-matrix adhesion. Lineage: Eukaryota; Metazoa; Echinodermata; Echinoidea; Camarodonta; Strongylocentrotidae. Bases 151 to 3852 code for a protein of 1233 amino acids. Gene Ontology annotation, molecular function: serine-type endopeptidase activity. The transcript has 21 exons. The record is from RefSeq and is a predicted model, not a curated record.
AGUGAUUAUCGUCGAUGCCUCGUCGCUGGUUGGGGGGAUACCUCUGAAGGGGGAGAUAUUUCGGAGACUUUACAAAAAGCGGUGGUAAACCUUCUGGACCAAGAAUGGUGCAAUUCCAACGUUUCUUACAACGGUACACUGACGGAUAACAUGAUAUGUGCUGGGUACGAACGAGGAAUAAUUGAUACCUGUCAGGGCGACAGCGGUGGACCUUUGACCUGUGAAGGUGAUGAUGGUCGAUGGCAUCUGGUCGGAGCAACAAGCUUUGGAGUUGGAUGUGCAAGACCACUCUUCCCGGGUGUCUAUACCCGAAUCUCACAGUUCCAAGAUUUUAUUACAGCUGUGGUUUUGGAUGCAUACUCACCGGGGAUCUACGAAGUCGACCUUGACAACGGCGUUCCCACAUCCAUCGCGUCGCCGAACUACCCGAUGAACUACGACACCAAUGACGUCAUCGUCUGGAAGAUAUCGGCCCCGGUCGGCCGCAGCGUAAGACUGGACGUCGUUGAACUUCUCCUAGAGACCAACUACGAUUAUCUGUACGUGGGCGAUGGACUGUUUCCACAAAGUUCUACCGAGUUGGUGAGAAUGACGAGUUAUGUCGUCAGCAGGUCUGUGACUUCACAUGGACGUCACAUGUGGAUGAGGUUUGUCAGUGAUAAAACAAUUACUUACGCUGGGUUUGAGGCUCAAGUGAACUCCGUGGAUCCAAGAGAUUGUUCAGGUCUGUUUUUUCCGUUUGGAUUAAAUGAAGGGGACGAAUUCCUACCAGCCAACGAUGAUGGUUCAACAAACGAGCUACCGAUUUCCGUCGCCUUCCCGUUCUUCGAUCACGACCAUACUAGUCUUUUUGUCAACAAUAACGGUGUAAUCUCGUUCUUGGAAAGAGUUCCUCAAUAUACCCCCGAUCCGUUUCCACUCGCUGAUGGCCGACGGCUUUUGACUCCAUUCUGGGCUGAUGUCGACACGACUAAUGGUGGGACUCUAUCCUAUCGACAAGUCUUACGAUUCGCCCAAAACGACGCCACAUUCCUCGAAGCUGAUGGAGUGAUAAGAGCACAAUUUGUUGACAUGAGAGAUUUUGUGUCGUCAUGGAUGUACAUCGCGACCUGGGACAGAGUAGCUUUCUUCCUUGCUUCUGAUACCUCUAUCAGGAAUUCUUUUCAAGCUGUGAUGGUGACAGAUGGCCGAUAUUCCUUCGCCAUCUUUAAUUACGGUGAUAUCAACUGGACAACAGGAGCUGCCAGUGGUGGUGAUAGUGAUACUGGUCUUGGUGGUACCCCGGCUCAGGUUGGAUUCAACGCUGGUGACGGAAAGAUCUCUUACAGCGUCCCUGGAUCUCGGACAGCGGCCGUCGUCGAUAUCGAAACGACAUCGAACAUCGGUGUACCUGGAAGAUGGGUGUUCAGAACGGACAACUCCAACAUCGAAGGAUUAGAAUGUACAACCUCCGGAGACAUUUCCUUGUUCCCAUUGGUUGGUUCAAUGCUUGGCGGAACUCAGGUUCUCAUCAACGGACCGUGCUUCAAUUCAAACAACCUGAUUAUCUGUGAUUUCGACGGAUUUGAGACUUCUGGAAGACUUCUGGAAGACGAGAUCGCCCUCUGCGUUUCGCCGACUUUCUACAAGGUUGGACAGAUUCCCCUGCGCGUGUCUCUAGAUGACGGACGCACGUUCGAUUUCACAGGAUUGUUCACAAUUAUCAAUGUCGAGGACGUUCCUGACAAUGUAUUUUCCUCGGUAACGGAAAGCAACCAAAGAGAGGCUUACUUCGAGAUCACGUGGAACUUAAACCUUGAAGGCGUGGAUGAGGUUGACAUCGUUGUCUACGGCUACCGAGAGGAGUCAGAAGACAAUUUCGUGGAGUUUAGUGGACCUUUGGUCAUAGUCGCAGAGGGAGUUGACUAUCAUCUCGGUCACUACAGUGUUGCAGGGUUACCAGACCUUAACAUACAUUACGACGUCGGUGUUAUUGGGGUCAUGGAAUCUGAAGGUCAAGGAGGAGAUUCUAACUGGGCUGCCCUCUGGAGCAAGGUCCAUGUUCUACAGUGGCACAACGGCAAUGACGUCACAAAUUGGUGCAAUGAUUGGAUUGAAAAAGAAGUUCUGUCUGAUAUUUCCUUUCUGUCCGUCACACACUCGUGCCCAUGUACACUUGACCAGGCCCAGAUCGACAUAGGGAGGUUUAGUCCGCAUCCGCUGUGCGAUGUUGGCAUCUCGUCGCCUAGCAACUGUAUCCAUAAACCUGGGGCGAUACACUGCGUACGAGCAGACACACCGAGCACACUAGGAGGGGGACAGGAGUGUUGCUAUGGUGAUGAAGGAAUGAUCAUUAAUGUAGUUGAUAGUCUGGGAGGGGGCUACAGCCAUCGUUACCACCAUGGGGGCGUUACCCCAUAUGGAGAACCUAAAAAGCUUCUUCACUAUCUUCAUCACGAGCGUCAGCGUCGAGAUUCUUCACGGCUCUUCAGCCACGGCUACGAAGCUUCAUCUCCACCUUCAAGCCUCCACAGCAUUCAUCGCGUACCAUAUAUGUCGCACUACCUCGUCGACAUCUUGCCCUGGACCUACUGCUGUACUACUGGUGGACCAUAUGAGUGCACAAAUUUUGGUCGCCAACGGCCUUCUCAAACUUGCAACAACUACGUACCGCCUCCUCCAGCAUUGGGCAAUGGCGAUCCACAUAUUUCAACUCUUGACUCGACCACGUACACCUUCAACGGUCACGGUGAAUUUACUAUGCUGAACGCACCGAUUGACUCCUUCAUCUUACAAGCAAGAACGGCUCCUCUCGUUGGAACGUCCGAUGCAACGGUGUUUGUUGCCAUGGCAGUACGAUUUGGUGAUAGUGAUGUCAUUCAUGUUCAAACCAAUGAACGCAGGGUUCUUGAUGCCUAUGUCCGACUAGCCGGAGAUGGACAACACUUCACAAGGAUUGAAUUCGAUCAAGCUUCUCGAUGGUCAUAUUCAGGGGUCUCGGUAACCGGUCGCAACAUUACCUCAGAUGGAAUUAUUGUAUCUUUCGACGGAGGGGUAGGACUGACGUUGAAGGCCUCAGAGGGGGCCAUGAGCAUUCUUCUUGUAGCUCCAGAUUCCUUCCUAGGUCAGACGCAAGGCCUGAUGGGAACGUGGAAUGGUGAUGCCAGUGACGAUUUUCUUACUCCUCAGGGAUCUUUUCUUUCCGCUGAUCUGACUACUGAGGAGUUGCACUACCAGUUUGGACUAUUAUGGGAAAUCGAAGCAGCAAAAUCGUUGUUCUAUUACGAACCGGGCAAGGACCACGAAUUUCAUACCGACCGUACUUACACCCCUGUCUUUGAGCCUGUCGCCAACCCUUUUGUAGACCAGAGCCUUGUGGUAGAAGUCUGCGGUACAAACCGGUUCUGUAUCUUCGACUACCAGACAACGGGGUCGCAGAGUUUUGCCCGGAAUUCCGUGGAGGCACUUGUGCAGUAUCAACAGGCAGUCGACAACAGAGCAUCGUUCGUGAGUUGCCCAACUCUUCCCGCCCCUGCUAACGGAAGUGCCAACGCGACGACCAACAUGACAGGGGGCGUGGCAAGAUUCGUGUGCGAUGCCGGCUUCGAACUGAGUCACCUGGUUAACUUAACCUGCCAAUCAAAUGGUAGAUGGAGUGCUGGCGAUAUCCCGACAUGCAUCAGUGAGACUACGACGCCAGUUCUGUCGACGCCCGCUAUCAUCGGAAUAUCUGUGGGAUCGGUCAUUCUGAUCGUUUUGAUCAUGAUUGUCAUCAUUUUGAUCUGCCUACCAAAACAACGUCCACCGUCGAGCAGGGCUAUUGACGUUGCCUUGACUUUCAAGAAGUCAUUGCCAUCAUGGGAUUUCAGGUAG